This is a messenger RNA of Notodromas monacha, 426 nucleotides long. The record is from the annotation of a GenBank genome assembly. Lineage: Eukaryota; Metazoa; Arthropoda; Ostracoda; Podocopida; Cyprididae.
GAUGACGACGAGCAGCAGGUUCAGGAGUUGUUGAGUGAAAUGGCGGCAGACCCGGCGCCGGAUUUCUUGACAGUGGCGUCGUUCGUCAACCUCACACACUUCGGGGACAAGAACGAAACUUUUGUCAUCGGGACCGCGUUUAAUGCCACCAUUCCGGUCUUUCCAGAGUACAUCAGGACAGUGUCCACUGUGGUGUGUGUGCUCAUUCUCGGGAUCGGACUGCUCGGGAACUCCCUGGUACCUGUGGUGAUUUGGCGGAACCGAGAUUUGAGGAACUCCACCAACUUGUUCCUGGUGAAUCUUGCCCUGGCAGACCUCUUGGUACUCCUGCUCACGUUACCAACUGCCCUUGUAGAGCUGCAAGGACCCCCUGAAGCCUGGGUCUUGGGAGACUUUCUAUGUGAGUGGAAAAAAAUAAAUAAUUAA